AUGGCAACUUUACGAACAUAUGCGCGGGCUCUGAUGCGCCUGCGGCCCUCCUCGACGCCAACAACGCCCUCCCCACAGCUGGCCCGCCAGUUCGGGACCACGAGAACCGCCCCCGCAACAGCAGCUGCCCCCAGAACCCUCGCCGCCCCGUCGACCUCCCGCCGGGCCAUCCGGCGGCCCGCCCCUUCGAUACCAGCUUCGCGAUCCUUCUCCGCCACCCCUUCCACGCGGCACGGCCACGUCGACCCCCCCAAGCCCGGCGAGGAGCUCUGGGUCACCUUCAUCGACAAGGACGGCCUAGAGCACAAGCUGGCCGUGUCGAAGGGCGACAACCUGCUCGACAUAGCCCAGGCCCAUGACCUCGAGAUGGAAGGCGCAUGCGGCGGGUCCUGCGCUUGCUCCACAUGCCAUGUCAUAGUCCAGAACGAGGACCUCUACGACAAGAUGCCAGAGCCCGACGAUGACGAGAACGACAUGCUGGAUCUUGCCUUCGGCCUGACCGAGACCAGCCGCCUGGGCUGUCAGGUCGUCAUGGCCCCAGAGCUGGACGGCCUGGUGGUCAAACUGCCCUCCAUGACCAGGAACCUACAGGCUAGCGAUUUCAAGUAG
Molecule: messenger RNA, 609 nt
Organism: Diaporthe batatas
Lineage: Eukaryota; Fungi; Ascomycota; Sordariomycetes; Diaporthales; Diaporthaceae
Product: adrenodoxin
Exons: 2
Coding region: 1-609 (202 amino acids)
Biological process (GO): P450-containing electron transport chain; positive regulation of oxidoreductase activity
Cellular component (GO): mitochondrion
Molecular function (GO): 2 iron, 2 sulfur cluster binding
Source: RefSeq, a predicted model, not a curated record